AUGGCGGACGGCUUUAGUCUUUUGAACCUUGAUGUUAUUCAGAAGCAGUACUUGCAAAUGGCUCCGUUGAAAUUAUUUCUUUGGAAAGCACUUGAGCAGGCAAGUCUCGACUUGGAAAAACAGAGAAAAAUCCUAUGCAUGACUUAUUUCUUCACUGCAGAAUCGUCGUAUGCUCCUUCGGUAUCGUACCAAAGACUGUUUCUGAAACGCAUGCUGAAGUUAUGUGAGGACAGGUGUAUCAAGAUCGCGGAUGAACUCUAUGAAGCAUACGGAGAUGUGUGUGGUAAAGCAGAACACCUGGAUAACAAGUGCUUUAAAACAUAUGUACUGCCAUGUGGGGCCUUGUUAACCCUUGAAGAAACUCAACAGUUUAUCUCUAAAGGAACAACAGGACUUAGCACCUGGAUGGCAGGAGAAUACCUUGCUGAGUGGGCACUAGAAAACCCUUCCCUAUUUCAAGACAGAUCCAUCAUAGAGCUGGGCUGUGGUACUGGACUUACAGGACUUUCUAUUUGCUCCAUGAGUUCACCAAGCCAGUACAUAUUCAGUGACUGUCAUAAUGAAGUGUUCAAAGCACUUCAAAGCAACCUUGAACUGAAUGGAUUUGUCAUAAGCCAGGCAGACAGUGAAUUACCAUAUUUAAAUAACAAAAGGACUUGUGAGUCUCACACAGAGAGUGACAUGCAUAAACAUUGGAAAGGAUUGGCUCUCAGGAAUCAAGAUAAUCAUGGCUACUCACAUCACAGAGAUAUAACUUCUCAGCAAGACUCUGGAGUGACAACCAGCAAGACACCUGAUAUGGAAAUAACUUUACACAAGUUUGACAAAACACCACAGUGUAUGGCAUGUUUAUCAGACUAUUCUGAAAGUGAAGAUAUUCAUGACCUGUCAAGUUGUGCGUCAGAUUUCAUUGCUUGCUAUUCAAGACAUCCUUCAAGUCAGAUAAGGCACUUAAUUGAAGACUGUGCCAAUCAUUCUUGGGACACUCAAGUUGACAUUUGUAAAUUAGACUGGACAACUUUAAAGAAGAGUGAUUUGAGGAGAUUUUCAACUGGGAUUAUUUUAGCUGCUGAUGUUAUUUAUGAUAGUGAGUUGACCCCAGCAUUAGUGAGAACUUUGCAUCUACUCUUAAGUACUGGUGGCGAUAAAAGGGGGAAACCUGUUGCUUUCAUUGCUUCAACCAUCAGGAAUCUGCAAACAUAUGAAUUGUUUCUUAAUUGCCUUUAUGAACACGAUAUUUCCUGCAGUGAAGUAACCAAGCCAGCAAAUCAAGUUUUUUAUUAUGAUCAGAGUUGUGAAAUUAAAAUUAUCAAGCUUGAAGUCUAAUUUAA
Pocillopora damicornis (cauliflower coral) is the source of this 1331-nucleotide messenger RNA. Its product is annotated as protein-lysine N-methyltransferase EEF2KMT. Gene Ontology annotation, cellular component: protein-containing complex. The record is from RefSeq and is a predicted model, not a curated record. NCBI's taxonomy places the organism in Eukaryota, Metazoa, Cnidaria, Anthozoa, Scleractinia, Pocilloporidae.